This is a messenger RNA of Carassius auratus (goldfish), 2518 nucleotides long. RefSeq names its product guanylate cyclase 1 soluble subunit beta 1 (gene gucy1b1). Gene Ontology annotation, molecular function: heme binding; guanylate cyclase activity. The transcript has 13 exons. Gene Ontology annotation, cellular component: guanylate cyclase complex, soluble. Bases 232 to 2058 code for a protein of 608 amino acids. Gene Ontology annotation, biological process: response to oxygen levels; cGMP biosynthetic process. The record is from RefSeq and is a predicted model, not a curated record. NCBI's taxonomy places the organism in Eukaryota, Metazoa, Chordata, Actinopteri, Cypriniformes, Cyprinidae.
CCUUCAACGUAGUACAAUUCCUGAAUCCGGGAUCCAGUAAAACGCAAAUAGCGAGAACCAGCUGUGUGUAGUACUUUUGCAUCCCAGCGUUCUCGUUGGCUGCAUCCUCUGUCAAUAACAAUGAGCUCGUUUCAGGAAUGGUGGUUUCACUCAUAACAGCUGUACGGUUUUUCAGUGCUGGUGUUUAGUGAUAAGCUAUCACAAACAGAGGACUGGCGAAUUAAUCCAAACAUGUACGGUUUUGUGAACCAUGCACUAGAACUUCUGGUGCUGAGAAAUUAUGGUCCAGAUGUGUGGGAGGACAUCAAGAGAGAGGCUCAGGUUGAUGUGGAAGGACAGUUUUUGGUCAGAAUUAUCUAUGAAGAUGCCAAAACAUAUGACCUUGUGGCUGCUGCAAGCAAAGUUCUAAAAAUGGAUGCCGGAGGCAUCUUGCAAAUGUUCGGGAAAAUGUUUUUUGAGUUCUGUCAGGAAUCUGGCUAUGACACUAUCCUUCGAGUGUUGGGCUCCAAUGUCCGUGAAUUCUUACAAAAUCUGGACGCAUUGCAUGACCAUCUGGGCACCAUCUACCCAGGCAUGCGCGCGCCCUCCUUCCGCUGCACGGAUGCAGAGAAAGGGAACAACCUCAUUUUACACUAUUACUCUGAGAGAGAAGGUCUUCAGGACAUCGUCAUAGGGAUCAUCAAGACAGUUGCACAGCAGAUUCAUGGAACUGAGAUUGAGAUGAAGGUCAUUCAGCCGAAGAGUGAGGAAUGUGAUCACAUUAAGUUCUUGAUUGAGGAGAAGGACUCAGAGGAGGAGGCGUUUUAUGAAGACCUGGAUGGUUUCGAGGAGAAUGGGACUCAAGAGACACGGAUCAGUCCGUAUACCUUCUGCAAGGCUUUCCCCUUCCACCUGAUGUUUGACAAGGACCUCAUGCUCACACAGUGUGGAAAUGCCAUCUUCAGAGUUCUGCCACAGCUGCAGCCUGGCGUCUGUAACCUGUCCUCAGUGUUCUCGCUGGUGCGGCCACACAUAGACUUCAGUUUCCAUGGCAUCCUGUCUCACAUCAACACUGUCUUUGUGCUGCGGAGUAAGGAAGGCCUAUUGAAUGUAGAGACUGCGGAGAGUGAAGAUGAACUCACAGGAACAGAGAUUAGCUGCCUGAGACUGAAGGGCCAGAUGAUCUCACUUCCUGAGACUGAGAACAUCCUUUUCCUGUGCUCACCAAGUGUUAUGAAUCUGGAUGACCUGACCAGGAGAGGUCUGUACCUGAGUGACAUUCCUCUUCAUGAUGCCACCCGAGACCUUGUGUUACUGGGGGAGCAGUUUCGUGAGGAGUACAAGUUGACCCAGGAGCUGGAGAUCCUGACUGACCGUCUACAGCACACACUCCGAGCCCUAGAGGAUGAGAAGAAGAAAACAGACAGGUUGCUGUAUUCGGUUCUUCCUCCGUCUGUAGCCAAUGAGCUUCGGCAUAAGCGGCCCGUGCCUGCUAAACGAUACGACAAUGUGACAAUUCUUUUCAGUGGCAUUGUUGGGUUCAAUGCGUUCUGCAGCAAACAUGCAUCAGCAGAGGGAGCCAUUAAAAUUGUCAAUCUGCUCAAUGACAUCUACACUAAAUUUGACAUUCUCACUGAUUCUCGGAAGAAUCCUUAUGUUUAUAAGGUGGAGACAGUUGGUGAUAAGUACAUGACUGUGAGUGGUCUUCCGGAGCCCUGCACCCACCAUGCAAAAUCCAUAUGUCAUCUGGCCCUGGACAUGAUGGAGAUCGCUGGACAGGUGAAAGUAGACAAGGCUCCUGUGCAGAUCACCAUUGGAAUCCACACAGGGGAGGUGGUCACAGGAGUCAUAGGUCAAAGAAUGCCCCGUUACUGCCUGUUUGGAAACACGGUCAAUCUAACAAGUCGCACAGAGACCACAGGAGAGAAAGGAAAGAUAAAUGUGUCGGAGUACACAUACAGGUGUUUGAAGUCAGUGGAAAACGCCGAUCCACAGUUUAAUUUGGAGUACAGAGGACCUGUAACCAUGAAAGGAAAAAAAGAACCAAUGAAAGUGUGGUUUCUCUCACGCAAGACCUAACAGACACGCCAUAGAGCCGCAGUGGUGCAAUUUUUAUUGUGUUCUCAACGAAUUUCUUCUUGCUGAAAUCUAUACAGUAAAUAGGAGUGUACUUCGCUUUCUUCAUUAAGAUCAUUUUUAUUCUUCAACUCUCAAAUUAAGUGUGUUCUUUAGUGACCCCUGCAUUUCAAGUGCCAAUUAUCUCUCAUUCACAGAUAAUGACAACAUAUGGGGAAAAGGGUAUUACAUAGCUAAAGAUAAACAGCUCUACACUUUUUAUGUAGAAAUAUGGAAAUGACUGCCAUUUGAUAUUAAUCAUACUAAUCGAAUGCCAGCUAUUGAAUAUAUUUAAUAAAAUAGCACUUCAGAAUAAAACUGGAACAUGGUACAAAUACACUAUGCAAUGUGCAGACAUGCUCAUCACUGUUUGUUUUCAUCUUGCUUUAUUUAUAGUAAAUAAAGUGACAGUAUUUACAGUAGA